AGCGCAGCAGCUCGUACGGACUAGCUCAGCGCCAGGUAUCAGACACAUACAGCGGGGUGUGAUAUGUUUUACCUCCCGUCCUUCCUUACCGACACAUUCCCUCAUGAACACAGCACCUGGACUGGUGUCUCCUGUCCUCUAAGUGGAUCUGUGGAAACUUUAGAAAGCGCUUUCCUCCUUGCGUCAGCUUGAGCAGCCCGUGAUGCACUUUCAGACGUUUACGGCGUACAUGUUUUUGGUUUGACCUCCUACUCUGAAGAUGCUGAGGAGGAUCGUGACCAUGAGGAGGAUCCUGCAUGUGAAGGGAGAUGUUAUGUGCACAAUGCUGCUACUUGUGCUGUUCUGUCUGCUGCUUUACGCUCGCCAGGUUGUGCUCUCCUCUGGGUGGGACAGGCCUGUGUGGAAGCUGGAAAUCCAUGGCUCCACUAGUUCCAGCAGGACCUUGCUGGACACCAGCGGAGCCAUAGGAGGCCAGGAGUCUCCAGGGUUCCCACCCAGUCCCUCAGAUCCACGGCUGCCUCCCUGCAAGCUCCAGACUAAGUCCAAAGCUCAUGUCAAAUCUAAGGGGAAAUAUAAGCUGCGACAGAGAAAUGUCGUACCGACCAAGAUUGCUGCCAAGCCCCUACCCACGAUGCCACCCUUUGAUUUUGAACGCUAUCUGAGAGAAAAGGACAACAGAGACUUUAAGCUGCUCAUAGACCAGCCAGAGAAAUGUCACAUCGGAGGAGCGGGACGAGGAAGGAGAGAAGGGUCCACUGCUGCUCCCUACAUGCUCAUUGCGGUCAAAUCUGUUGCUGCAGAUUUUGAUAAACGACAGGUGGUACGUCGGACCUGGGGCAAAGAGGGACUUUUCCGAAAUGGUGUGUCGAUUCGUACUGUUUUCCUGCUGGGGGUUCCCAGGAAUCGGACCGCUCUGCCUCUGUGGGAUCGGCUCUUGACUUAUGAGAGUCAAACCUUUAGGGAUAUCCUGCUCUGGGACUUUGAAGACACCUUCUUCAACCUGACACUUAAGGAAACACAUUUUCUGAAAUGGGUUAACAACAGCUGUCCUCAUGUCAAGUUCAUCUUCAAGGGUGAUGCUGACGUGUAUGUUAAUGUGGAGAAUAUACUAGAGAUGCUGCAAGGUCAAAAGCCAGACAAGGAUUUGUUUGUGGGCGAUAUUAUUAUCAAUGCUAAACCCAUUCGUCGACGCAGUUCCAAGUACUAUGUGCCAGAGUUUGUUUAUGGUGUGGCUUUGUACCCGAAUUAUGCUGGAGGAGGAGGGUUUGUCAUGUCAGGACAUACAGCUCUGAGGCUCAGCUCUGCCUGUCAACAGGUGGAGCUGUUCCCCAUUGAUGAUGUCUUUCUAGGGAUGUGCCUUCAGCUGAUCGGUGUCAAACCAUCACGCCAUCAGGGCUUUCGGACCUUCGGAAUCCCCCGACCGUCUGCAGCGCCCCACCUUCAGACGUUCGACCCCUGUUUCUAUAGGGAACUCAUGGUGGUUCACAGCCUCAGCGUUCCUCAGAUCUGGCUCAUGUGGAACCUCCUGCAUGACCCCAAGCUGAGCUGCCACAACAGGACCAGCCCAACGUCGUGGCCCUUUAAGUGGAAAGGGAGGAUGGGAGAAACUGAGGUACAAGAGACGGACUACGGUGAGCGGCAGGUGUUUGUCACACAUCAGUGACUGUCUUCAGGGCUGUGCGGGACCUGCAAGAGCUCUGGCAAAGAGAAAAUGGUUAUAAAGCAGGAUCUGAGGCCAGCUUGAAAGGGUUUUGAUGUGUUCAAAAGCACAGCUGAUUCAUGAGAGACUUUAUCCAAGCUGGCAGUUCAUCUUUGGGGAAAUGAAUUGGCACUGGCCUGAAGUGCUUCAGAUUUUUCAGUAAGGAAGGUCACAGAAAAUAUAGGCUUUUACCAUCGGAGCCCAUCUGUGGGUUCUUAUAGUGCUGUCCUUGAUUUGCAAAGAAAACUGUGUUGAAUCUCUCUCUGGACUUUUGAAUAUGUAAUCUUGUGCUGUAUUGUCACAUCUUGUGAAUGUA
Scatophagus argus is the source of this 2015-nucleotide messenger RNA. It is a transcript of the gene b3gnt9, whose product is annotated as UDP-GlcNAc:betaGal beta-1,3-N-acetylglucosaminyltransferase 9. The transcript is spliced from 7 exons. The record is from RefSeq and is a predicted model, not a curated record. Gene Ontology annotation, molecular function: hexosyltransferase activity. NCBI's taxonomy places the organism in Eukaryota, Metazoa, Chordata, Actinopteri, Scatophagidae. Bases 260 to 1663 code for a protein of 467 amino acids. Gene Ontology annotation, cellular component: membrane.